Messenger RNA from Acanthaster planci (crown-of-thorns starfish), 12751 nucleotides. Its product is annotated as NACHT domain- and WD repeat-containing protein 1-like. NCBI's taxonomy places the organism in Eukaryota, Metazoa, Echinodermata, Asteroidea, Valvatida, Acanthasteridae. Gene Ontology annotation, molecular function: protein binding. The record is from RefSeq and is a predicted model, not a curated record.
UGUAGGGUUUAGUGACAGUGUGUGCUGUGCUUUUGUAGACGAACCACCUGCUGCGGUCAACUCUUUGCAGAUAAAUUUGAGAAUUUCGACCGGAUCUCAUCCAUGCCGUAUGGGGAAACAAGCAAGGCUGAAUAGCUGUGACUUAAUUUAGCCUGUCGAACAAGGGUUUUCACAUGUGCUGAAAAGCAGACUGGACUCCGUGACGCAGUGGCUCGGCGUUAUCAUCAACCAAUUUUGUUGUUGUCUGGAUCAGAUUCUGUUUUUGUCCAUAUUUUCUGAGGGGACAUCCAACACCAAGUCUGGACCUAGGAGUCGGCACUCCGGGAAUUAUUGAUUCUGUCCAGUGACUUGGCUGAUGCACUGCCUGCCCCCUUUUGAUCUCAUCGUUGACAGAGGAUCUAGUCAUGUCACCGGUUUCCUGCCUGCUGGGGAGUUUCUCACACCACUGGUAUUGACAACAGGUGUGACACGCGAGUGUUCAUGCUUUGCUUCAGGCUCCAAUCUGUGACCUUACAUCCUUCAGCACCUGUCCGGGCCUUGUGACCUCAUCACUGGAACUCUCCUCCAAGGUCAAAGUUCAUCACACGCAGAAGCCCAGGCAAAAGGUCCUCAACACCUCUUGGAGCACUGCGCACACAAUGUUGCGUGGAGUGCAGCACGUUCCAUAGUGGAUGUACAUGCUUGUACAGUGUAGACUCAGUAUCAGGCUGCACUUGAACUGAUCUGCAACAUGGUCAUGGAUGCUGGUAUUAUCAAUGGGAGGAUUGCCAGUCUCCCUCCGCAGCCGUCCCGAGUGGUCAAGGUGGUCCUCUGCUGCACAAAAUCAGAUACUGAGCAAGAGAGGCAUGCCUUGCUUCGUGAUGCUGUUCCAGAGCUCCAACGGCACUGUCAGGAGUAUGGACUGGAUUUCCAGCUUGUUGACAUGUACUGUGGUCCAGGUGACAUUGCCACCAAUGACCACGAGAUGGGAGCAUUACGACUGCGUGAGAUCAGUGAUGCUCAUCGGAUAUCACAAGGCCCAUUCUUUCUGUCCAUCAUCGGCAAUAAAUACGGAGACUACGUGCUGCCAACGCGGGUCGACUCAACAGAAUUCAGCCACAUCAGGGAUUGUGCAUUUGAGGCUGGCAAAGAUAUUAAUAUCUUGGAUGAGUGGUACCUACCAGAGGCAGAUGGACAGGAACAAGUCUACACGCUAUCCCCGAUAUCAGCAAAGCUAAAAUUCUACUAUGACCAGAGUGAGGAGAACAAAGAAGCCCAUGAGAAGGACGUGGCCAAGUGGAAGAAGACCCAUGACUCCCUGCUAGAAAUCCUGCAGCAGUGCUCGGAGUACGUCCACGACGAAGGGCUGCUUAACGAAGAGCAACUCCACAAAUACCACAUGUCAGCAAUUGAAAAUGAGAUUCUCCAUGCUCACCAGCUGUCCAGCAAUGGAGGCAGGAAAUGCCUCUACAUUUUCCGCACCCUGGAAGACUUUCCACAAAAUGUAGAGAACCAAGAAAUGCACAAUUAUGUGGACAUAAGGAAACCCAGCCGGCCAAAGAUCUACAAGAAAGCCCAAGAGAGGAUCAAGUUCCUCAAGGAGACCAAGAUUCCAUCUCUGGUGUGCGAGGAGAACAUUUUCACGUACACGACCCCGUGGUCCUCAGGUGGCAUUGAUCCGAAGACCAAAGACGAGCAUGCUCAGUACAUUAAGGAGAUGACCUCACAGAUUGUCUUCAGGAUCAAGGAACUCAUCAAUGAAGAGGUAGGGAAGGAGAAGGAGAACGCACGCAAUGUGGACAACUCAAAGAGCAUCCUGUCGGAGGUCAUGGCUCAUGGCCAGAUUGCCGCCUUGCAGAAAAACAAUUUCAUCAGCCGGGAUUCCGUCAUCAACCAAGUGGAGGGUUUGGUGAACCCACUGAAGGCUGAAGCGCGGAAGGAGAACCAUCCUAUUAUCCUGCAUGGGGAGGCGGGUAGCGGCAAGACCACGGUAGUUUCACAGCUGGUGCACUUGGCGCCCACCUGGCUGGGUGAGGGCGUGACCGUGGUGGCCCGAUUCCUGGGCCGCACCACCAACUGCAAGUCCCUGCGGGACUUCCUGGAGAGCUCCUGCCGGCAGAUCAUGGAGGCCUACAAACCCAAGAAGCUGAGCGACGUCCCCAGGGAAGGGGAAAAGCUGGCCGCAUUCUUUAUGAAGGUGGUGACCACCGUGCCUAGCCAAGCCAAGCCUCUGCUCAUUGUGGUGGAUAUCCCGGAGGAGAUCUCUCAACACUUGAGCAAGAAGCUCUUGGAGUGGCUCCCAAGCGAGUUUCCGGCCUCUACCCACCUGGUCAUCUCACUCUCAGACUCCCCCGCCCUAAAGGUCCUCCAUGAAAUGAUCCCCAACGAGUCUCACUUCAUCCGGGUCACCUCACUCAAUGACCGGGAACUCUCUGAGUUGGUCAAACUCUUCCUCACAGAAAACUCGCGGCCACUGACCUCGGACCAGGUCAAGAUUGUGACCCGGGCAGUGGCGAGGCACCCACUGCCAAUGUUUGCCAAGUUGAUGUGUCAUGAGGCACAGUUUGUGAACCCAUCGGGAAAUGGACGGGACCCGGUAGCAGCACUGACAGAGGCUGCUAACCUGGUCCUACAACAUGUGGAAGAGAGGCAUGGUGUCACAAUAACAAGUCACAUUCUCAGGUAUCUGACGGUGGCUCACCAUGGCUUGACAGAGGCCGAGCUGAUGGAUGUGUUGUCCUGCGAUGACGAGCUUCUAGACAGCAUCUAUCGCGAAAACCUCCCUCACCUCAUCAGGUUUCCCUAUCACCUCUGGGCUGCUUUCAAGUAUGACCUGGGAACUUUGCUGGAGGAACGCUUCAUCGACAAUAAGACGGUGCUGACGUGGAGCGGCUCGGUCAUCCGGCAGAUUGCCAGCCAGCGCUACCUGGCUAACAGCUGCGUCCGGGCAAACUGCCACGGCCGGCUGGCCCAGCUCUUCUUGCAAGGCUGGGUGAAGGAGAAGGUGUGGUCGCUGCCGGGUCGGGAGCUGGAGGGUGUGGAGAGGGGCCGCAAGGUGGCACCCCAGCCGCUGCUCUAUGGCGAGACCAGGUACAACAUGCGGCGGCUCAGCGAGCUGUGGUACCACCUGGCCCAUGCUGGCGACAUGAAGCGUCUGAAAUCAACCACCAUGUGCAACUUUGAGUACCUGCUGGCCAAGGCCCAUGCCAUGUCCGUCUACCAGCUGCUGCAGGACUUUGACACCAUCCGUGGCAUGGUCAUCGACUCAGAGGUUGACCUGACCCGCAGCGCCAUCCUUCUCAGCGCACCAGCGCUGAUGGCUGACCCACUGCAGCUUGCCGCUGAGCUGAUUGGCCGGCUGUUGCCCAUCAAAGCGGACUACCCAGGCAGCCUGGAGUGUCUGGUCAACCAGGCCAUGGAGUGGUGUGAGCAGUUCACUCGCCCCCUCAUUGUGCCCUUGGCCUCCUGGCUUCCCACCCCGCGUGAGCCCUACGUCACUGCUGUGCCCUGCGGGGGCGCCGUGCACAAGAUGGCGCUGUCCGACGACAACCAGGUGGUGUACUGUGUCCUGAGGGAGACCUUUCUCGCAGCAUUCCGGAUCGCCUCCCAUGAGAAGAUCUGGGAGGUCAAAGGUCACGACAUGGAGGUGACGUGCAUUGAGACGUCAGAUGAUAACAGAUGGCUCCUCACGGGCUCCACUGACAAAACGGUCAAGGUCUGGUGCACCGACAAGGCGGAGUGCACUGGCACCCUGGCCGAGCACAAAGGGGUGGUCACCUCGAUCCUGAUGACUCAUGGAGGCCAGCGAGUCAUCAGCGGGUCAGCCGACUACAAGCUUCGGGUCUUCAAGAGCGGUACCAGGGCCCUGGAGAGGACCUUGGAGGGCCACCAGGACGCUGUGAUUGCCAUCGCCGUGAACAGCUCUGACGACGUGCUAGUGUCAGCUGCAGCAGACUCUACUAUAAGGACUUGGAGUUUGGAGACUUUCGUGCAGCUGGAUUUGAUUGAAGGCCACAAAUGUCUGAUCACUCAUAUGACAAUAUCCUCCGACGAUAUGUUCAUCAUCACAGCUUAUGAGGACAAGAAACUCCAGAUAAGUUGUCUACCGACAGGGUCUGAAGUCCACUGCCUUGAACAGCAUGAUGAAAACAUUGUCGACCUCAGUAACUGUGCGGACGGCACCCACAUUGCCGUUGCAACCAUCAAGCACAAGGUGCUGGUCUACAACAUCAAGUCGCGGGAGAUUGUCCAGACGCUGACAGGUCACAACGGCUCGGUGUCCAAGGUGGCCGUGACGCAGGACGGCCACUUCAUGAUGACUGCUUGCAUGGACGGCCACGUGCGGGUCUGGAACAUGCCCAAGAAGUCCAACUCAGAGGUGUCGCCCUUCGCCCACCACAGCAAGGUCACCUGCAUCGCUCUGAGCAAGGAAGGAAUUUUUGCCAUCACCGGUUCCACAGACUGUACACUGAGACUAUGGAACCUUGAGCAGAGCCAAAUGAUCAACAUCCUUUGUGAACACACUAAGCCAAUUACAUGCGUAGCGCUGGCAGAUGAUGCAAGUUUUGCUGUCUCGGGCUCUGAGGAUAAGUCAGUGCGUGUUUGGAGUGCUGGCUCCGGGGUGGUGGUCGUGUGUUUCACUGAACACUCCGAUGUCAUUUCAAACGUCCUCAUCACGUCGGACAACAAGCGCAUCUUGUCAGCUGACUACAGCAACCACAUGAAGCUAUGGAGGGCAGAAUCAGGGGAGGUCCUGCUGUCCUGCAGUGGCCCCUCCUCCAUGGUCACCCUGACCCCGAACAAUGACUUCGCCAUCAGCGGGGAUGGGAACGAGCUGAUGAAGAUCUGGUCAGUGGGCAGCGGCGAGUCGGUCAAGACCAUCAACCACGUGGAGACCAUCACCUGCCUGGCGGUGACCAGGGACAACCACUUCACCAUCACAGGCUCCGAGGACAUGUCCCUCAAGAUCUGGGAGACAGAAACCGGCAAGCUCACGCAGAUCCUUGCUGGCCAUGAUGACAAAGUGUCCUGUGUCACCCUGGCCGACCACAACCGUCAUGUGAUCUCGGGGUCACAUGAUAAGACUCUGAUCAUCUGGAACAUGGGCACAGGUGAGAUUGAGAAGGUGCUGAUGGGCCACACGGACAUCGUCACCAGUGCUAAGAUGACUAGUGACGGCAGUAUUGUGGUCUCAGGUUCUCAUGAUGGUACAGUCCGUGUCUGGGCUGUUCAGACCGGCUUAUUGGUCACGGCAUUCCACAUGAACAUCCCCGUGGCAGAGCUGCAGAUGACGUUUGACGCCAGCCACAUCGUGGUGCGGCUGCUCGAGGGAGGCUGUGUGCCGCUGCUCUGCCUACGCAACAGCCCAGCCACUGACAUCAAGUCGCAGAGCCAAGUGGACAUCGACAUCCGGGAAGCCCCCCGAGAUCCGCGACCUAGUGAGCCGGGGCCUGAGGAAGAAUCCUCCAGCACCGUUCUCCCCAUCAAGCCCAAGCCCCCGCUGGUCCACAAGCAGACCUCACUGCAGAUUCCCGCCAUCUCCCGCAAGUCCACCAGCUCAGUGCCGGACACCUCCCGGCCCAAGGCUAUUGUGGCCUCGGCCAAGGCUCGGCACCAGAGCUACCAGGACACCACGCCCAGCUCAGGCAAGACCAAGAAGAACAAGAAGUCCGGGGUGUGCCUGCUCUUCUGACUGGCGAGGUUCAGGAGACGGUAGCUGCCUGUGUUUAGAGAGGGGUCGUUGAAGGAGUCCGUGUUGUUGGUCCGAAGUCUGCCAUGCUGCUAAGGAAUUCACACCAAUCCUAUGGAAUAAAAUAGGAAAUUCUGUGCUUUGAAGUUAAGCAAUUACCAUACGAUAUUGCAAUGUUUUCGUUUUAAGUCCCAUUAAAUAUUGUCUUGCACGAUAGUGCCUUUAAUUUGCAUAAAGUUUGCUUUGCAUUAUCUUUCUUAAAGGGGUACACGUAGAAUUUUUCACGCACAAAAAUUCUGCUUGCAUCUCGUCACAUCUCAGUCAAAUUUCAAGUUUCAGCACAAAUCUUGGUUUUUAGCAGAAGUUUUUCAAAGGGUUAAUGUAAAAUACAUGUCCCAGAAUCUUCACGGACAAAAGUCUUAGGAAAUGAAAAUAGAGGGUAACAAGGAAACACAAGAAAAAUGGGAACGAGUCCUUUCUUGAACCCACUCCACUCUUAACGCAAGCAUUCCUAUCCUGCUUACAUUUUAGAGUUGACAAGUUUAUCAAGAUUCCUGCAUGAGCUUGUGUGAUCUUGUCAAUGAAAAUAGCCCAAGGCAAUCCAAAGGUAGAGUAAUUCAUCCCUGACGUGGCACCAAGGGAGAGGUGUCAGCAACAAGGUGUUAACAGGUCAAGAGCUGCUUGACCAACACCUGGACCCUGUUGAUGGUCAGUGAUGAAUUCAUUAUGGAAUUACCCCUUCCCUCCUUUCUUCUUCGAGGAGAGUAUUUGGUCAGCUUGUACAAAGUUAGAAUCAAAGUUGCGAACACAAUCCCAUUUAAGUGGCCAUUUUAGUUUUAAAUUAAGUGUACUCCUGUAUGGUAACUUUGAUACAUAAAUGUGUGAAUUCUUUUGAUAUCUGUAAAGAAACUCGAAGCAGCAUCCAGUCUGACAACCGACAACCAUCCUUUAACGUCUGGAGCGAAGACAGUUAACGAUUUCUGUCAUGCCACGUCAAAUAGUGUUUUGAAUAUACAUGUAUCUCACUUCAUCUCAUCUGUUUCUUCUUUUUUGGGGGCUUUUUUUUGGGUGGCACUUUCACGUUUUGUCACUUUCACGUUUUGUCACUUUGUGUAAAGCAGUUUAAGCUUCUAGUGUGUCACAGCCAAACCCUCUGUGUGGACACCAUUUGAUCAAUAUUCCGAUGUACUCACAGCGACCGGCCUCACACAGCAUGGUGUAGAUAUCCAUCAGGCCCUGUUGUGAGCCCAGCCGCAAUUGGCAGGUCUGACAACUUCGUAAGACUUCUUUAUUCUCAAUCUUUUUUUUUUUCCCACUAGCAUAUUUUUUUAUCUCAGGAUUUUCUCGGCUAUCUACACUUCCUAUGUCUUGCUUCUACUCAAAUCAACUCAAAGAGUUUCCACCGAGACAGUUUUUGAAGUAAUUCUAUAGCUGUUGACAGAUUGGGAAAUGUACAGGGGCUUUAUCUUAUCUGUGUUGAGAAAUCACACAAUGGGUGCAAUCAGUUUGUUUAUUUAAAAGAUGUACAUGUACAAUUGCUGUAAAGGUUUUGAAAAGGCCUAUUGCAUGUACAAGCUUAGACUUUGCCUCAGUCUUUCAAGGGGUAUCUGUCAACAUCAGUUUACCCUAGACUUCUUGAGGAUCAGAAUUAAUUUAAGUUGGAACUAAAUAACUCACCGUUGCUUGGAAAUUGCAAAUCAUUUCUAGUUAAAAAAUUAUACCAGUUUGGGUUGGAAGAUGAUUUUGUUGGCAUGAAACAGAGAAAGUAACUCUAAGUGACAGGACUACAUCUUGAAAAGGUGCAUUGAUAACACAGGUAGUGCCUUCUCCUGGUCGCUGAGCAACCGGUAACUGACCACCUCACGCUGUGUAGAAAUAUAAACAGUGGGUGCCUGACUGCAUUGUUAAUUCUAAACAGGGACCCUGUAUUUCAAGGGUUAAAAGUCUGAGAACAACCAUCGUGUUGUUGUCCAUUUGACCUCUGAUGCAGGGUCAAUCCCAUGAAGUAUCCAUAGGUGCACAGAUAGCCACCAUGUUUUGCCUGAGCACAUCCAUGCCUGUACACAUUUUGCGUGUAUGCAUUCUGCAUAUACACGUCCUGAAGAACUGGGCCCAUCAGACUAUAAACAAGAGAGAUUUGGUAAGGCUCAGUACAGCCAGUAUGACCUCACAGAGCACUAGGGAUAUGAUGUCACGUAAUUGUAGAGCGUCCUCUAGUGACAGGUUAGCCCUCACACUUGUGUGAUAUGAAGUUGGGUCCCAAGUCCGAAGGGGGGGUGCACUUGGAUGGGGAAAGAAUAGCUUGAUUGGUGUCUUGUGAUAAGAAUUUUCUUGGCAAUCUAUACUUUCUGUGUCAUGUAGAUAGUAAAUUCAACUCAAAAAAGAGUUUUCACAGAGACAGGUUUGAAGUCAUUCUAUAGCUGCAUAGCUCCAUACAAUCUCUUCAUGGAUCCAUGAGAAUUAUGAACUUUCCUAUAAUUACAAAAUAACGUUCAUUUCAUUGCCUGUCAAGCUCUCUACAAAUUCAGGGAAUGAAAUCCACAUAAUUCUUCCUAUCUUGUCAAGCAUUUAGGGUGUAAAACUCUACUAAAAGGGAUGUGCAGAUGAAAUGAAGCUGUCAGUGUUCUGACCCAGUGUUAAACACAGAAGGAUUGUUUGGCCUGAUGAUACAUCGGACAUACAUGUACAUGUUUGUCCAGUAUACAGCUCAUAUAAGUCAGAAAGAUCAGUCCCAUCACCCACUGACAUUUUUGUCAUAUUUCUGAGAAUAGGGAUCAUUAAGACAAGAAAUCUUUUUGGGGCAAAUUUUUUGAAUAUGUAAAUUAAACCAACAGUGUGAAUUGACGCAUUCUGACCAGUUGUCUCAAAAAUGUGGCCGGUGGAUUUUCAAAUUCUCCUUGAGGUUUGUAGGGUCCAAAAGAGGACAUUAUUCAAGAAAACUGUACUUUUCUGCCAGCACAAUGAUUUUUGAAAACUUGUUAAUCAGUCUGAGUAACAUUUUUUCUCCUUGUAAAGAAACAAAGAAUUGGAGAAACAUCAAAGAAUUAGAAAUAUGUGGCAAAUUUUCAAGAGGAUCCAACCCCCCCUCAAAAAGAGAAAAUGGUUCAGUUAUCGGUUGCUUAGUUAUUAAUUACCAGAACUCCAAUCUACUGACUGGAGAUAUAAAUGAACAAACAACCUUUUUUCUAGUGCAGAUAUAUUGUAUAUACUCGUAAAUAAAAAGAUAUUUACUCUAUAAAUAAUUACCCAUAUUUAAUAUAUAAAAUAUAUAUGUAAGCAUAUGUAAGAAUUAAACAACUGUUUGGCUACUGAAAAGGAAUUAAUGUGAUUACUGACAAAUAGCUGUCCGUUUAUUUGCCGAAAACAUUGUUUUGACAACUCAUUGUUUGGCAGAAUCGGGUCAUCCCUAGAUAACCUUGUUUUCACAUCGAGAAAAUAAUCACAUCAAAUCAUAAGCUAUUUGUAUGGGUAAUCAAGAAUAAACAGAUUAAUUUUAUAAGGUGUCUACGUUCAAACUCAGAUAUAUGAAGCUUAUUAUUUUUAAUACUAGUAGCACUUACUUCACAGUUGCUAUUAUUGUAUGUACAAAAUAAAUUGUUCCGAAGUUUCUUUGUUUAGGUUCAAAGCUCGGUCGUCAAAUAUCUGUUUCCUUGUGAUCAAGCACAGUAUCCUUCUCAGCAUACUACCGUGUGGAGUAGAAACUAGCUUAGGCCCCCCAAAAAUCUGCAGUUCUAGAUUCCAACAAAAAUGAAAUGAAGUUCUAUUGUGUAGGUUCUGACAAAUGGCAACUAGGUUUGUCGACUACAUAAGUGGGUUGUCCAACCAGUAGAAAGUACUCACAUUUUCAUAUCAGAAGGAGAUCAGUACCAUUUUAUUUUGUUAAAAAUAAAAACAAGUUAGAAAUACCUUAUGACUUACUACUCUUGACAUUCCAGCUUGUGUCUGUUCGUGAGUACAAUAGUCAGUCAAGUUAAAAUGUUCUUGCCUGUAAUGAUGAAUGUAUUUUGAUUGUACAUACUACUGCAGUUAUUAUUAAAGCACAUUUGUGGAAUUACAUGUACAUGUUAUUGUAACAGCUCUGAUGGUAUCAAACCCAACAACUAAAAACUGGCAUCAUUGGGAUGAUUAUGUACAAGUAGGUAAAAAUGCAUUAAAGGCUGGAUACCAGUGAAAUCAUAGGAAUAGAGGUGUGCAUGGCGCAUCUUGCAGGCCAGCUCUGUUGUCCCACAGUUUAUGCACAAAAGAGUUUUCUGUGUGGGACAUACAAACUGCCCAGCAAGAUGGCUCCCAUCAAUGCCUCUGUUGUAGACUUUCAGACUGCUUCAUAUUUUAGCAGCUCCAAAUCAAUGUUUGCAGGAAAACAAAACAGGGUUGUAUAUGCCGAAGGAACAACAAAGUCCUUACGUAUGCAGGUAGGAAAAUUGUGGGCUGUAUGAGCAACAAAGGUAGAAAGAUUACUAUGAAAAUAUGAUUAGAAUAUUUGCACUUGUUUCUUGUAAAUAUUUAUAUUUCUUCUUGUCUUUUGUAAAAAGAAAAGUCGUUCUGUGUUAACCACUGCCUUUCAUCAUUUAUUCGCACAUUCCUCAACUUUAUUAUCUGUAAACAACAAACUAGGCCAAACUAUGUACAUUUAUGAGCACUGUUUGUUUGAUGGAAAGUUUUGGAAGCAGCAUACAUCGGAAAUGGUCCUGUGGUACUUUCCAGUAUUGGUUAUAUUAUCUGAUUUUGGACCUUUUUUUCUGUAAAGUUAAAAAUGGGGACAGUUUGUCUGCCCAAAUUUUCCUCUUUGUCCAAAAUACCAGGGAGCCCCAACGAACAUCAAUGCAAGUCAGAUUUAAAAUUUUAUUAUCUUGUGCUUGUUGAGAUCAUGCAGUCAAUUUUUCUUUUAGAAUUCAAUUAUGUUUAUACAAAAUGGUUGCUAUAGGUGAUGGCAUGUUGAGAGAGUUAAAUCAUAAUACAAAUAUCAUUCUGUUUUGCAUUUUGAAUAUUUCUAAAAGUUACACAAGGCCCAGUAUUAGAAUAUGGUCCCAAAACUGUGAAAUUAGUGUUGAAACUACUUUACAAAUCUGGUGUAAAUAUGUCAACAAGUUUCUAUCUAUAAAGAAAGUUUUGUUGCCAGUCAAAUGGAUAGAAUUUUUUUUGGCUUUUUAGUCUUCACUCUAGUGGCUGAUUUUGUUCUCUUCUGAAAUGAUACUAAAUCAGAACAUAUACAUGGCAAUUGUGGACAGUACCUUACAUUUACUUGGUUGGAAUUGAAGCUCAUGACAUUUUUGUAUACCAGUUAUGCCUCUAGCUGGUUAAACUAUGUAUGAUUUGAAGGCAAAGUAAUAAUAUUGGUUGAGGUCUGCCGGUAAAUGUCACAUUUUCAAACGGUAUGUACAUGUAUGUUGGAUGUUUGGAAUCCGUGAACCAUUAAUGAAGUAGCUGAGAAAGAUUUCUCAUUACUAUUAUUUUGUGUGACUAAUUCAGGGCGAUGUGAUAUGUGUCCUGAUAAAUCCAGAAAGCUGAAGACUUAUGGUUUACAUAUUGCUACCCAGCCAGUACGCAUGUGGGAUUGCCAGAAGAUCUUGGCUUGCUUGAUGCAACAUAACAACCGCCAAGUGACACCCUGGAAGCAGAGUGUCUAGCGGCAUCGCUGUUUCAUUUUUCAUUUGAGUUCUGUCAGAAAUUCCUGAUUAAUGUCAGCAUCUGAUCGAGUCGUCCACGAUCCAGUGAAUCAUCCUGUUCCUGGAAGGUUUAACUUACAGGCUUUGUUGAUAUUUCCAAAGAAAUCUCGGUCAGAAGUGAUUAAGAUCCCCCCAGAACAGAAAGAUACCGACCAGAGUGGAAACAUUGAUCGUAGUGAAUGAUGAAUGGUAACGCAGGCCACCAUUAAUGAUGUACUGCACUGAAUUUCUCUUAUCUUGUCCGUUAAUGUUUGCAUGAAAUGCUUAAAAGGUCAACACAAUGGAUUUUUUUGGGGGGGGGUACAUUUCUCUAACAAGAACUACGAUAUAUACUGUUGGUACCAAUGAAGUUACUUGGUGUCAUGUCAAUGAAACAUUGACGGAGAAUGAGACUCCAAUCUUCAACUUGGUUCUUAGUUUUGAUACUUGGUGCUUUUGUGUACAUGGCUGGAGGUUUUGAUUGAAUCAGUAGGUAGCUAUGUGACACGCAAAAUGAGAUGAUGUGUACAUUCCUUUGUAUCAAAUUCUCAAUUUGUGGUUUCUACUCGUAACAAAUAAUGUGUGAAAUAGUUUGGCUAACUUCUGCUUGCUAACUGAGGUUUGUAGCUGUGAGGAGAUGGACUGCACUAAAUGCAUUAUGUAUACUCACUUUUGACAAUCAAGUGUAAUAUUUUGGAAGUAUAAAGCCACCACUAUCCAAGUAAGCCAUGUGUAAUCACUGUAUUUAAAGGACAGACGGUCGCUGCUUGAAAUGUGUUCACAAGUUUAAUAAAAUUGUAAUAUGAUGUUGAGGAUCUGCAAAACGUAUGGGCGGGUUUGGGCUUUCGGGGAAAAUUAUGGAAGGGUUUUCUGGUGACAAGGGGGGCAUGUAUUUCACUUAACUUUAGAAACAUGGAUGUUUCUGUCUGUUAUUCUGCGUUUUAACAUCCGUAUCUUUGAAGCAGCAUGCUUGAAGUAAUACAUGCAUUGAAAACCAAAUAGAUUGUAUAUAGAAAUGUAACUGCUCAGAAGCCAUAUUAAACAAAACAAAAGUAUGAAAGGCAAGUUGGAACAAGCUUUAUGAAAUUGGGGUUAUUAUGAAGUAUCAGUCGUGCUUUAGGUUACGGUGCAAAUCACUGAUUAUUCUUCUUUCUUUUCCCAAGGUAGUUUCAAAUACAUAUAUGCAAGUAUACCACUUCAUUAUUGGCUUUGAUGCAUUUGAAACAGGAAAGUCCAUAGGCAAAUACAACAAGUGUAUCUCGAUACGCGAUGGUGAUUUCCAGUUACUGUUAGAGUGGAGACAUUAUGGGGGAUCUUUCAAGGUAAGAUAUUCUCCAGGAGUUCUGUUUGAAGCAGUCUUGGUAAAUGUCCAAGUUUGGUAUAUCUAACCACCAUAUUGGGGAACUGUUAAGUGCAAUAAAGCACAGAUACCAGGAAA